Molecule: messenger RNA, 5217 nt
Organism: Mercenaria mercenaria
Lineage: Eukaryota; Metazoa; Mollusca; Bivalvia; Venerida; Veneridae
Product: mucin-5AC-like
Exons: 6
Coding region: 821-4186 (1121 amino acids)
Source: RefSeq, a predicted model, not a curated record
UUUCUAUUUUACCUACCAUUUUAUCAAUUGAGAUAUUUUGUGAAAAAUGUAUACUGUACUUUUACGACUUUCAGUUUUUUAUUCAAUGUAUAAUUAAAUCACACGUAAACGUUUUCGAAAUUUCAAAUAUCAUUUCUUUUAUUUUACUAACAUUAAAAACUUUCUGCAAAACAAUAUCACUAUAAUUAGAUUAUUUAGAUAUUUGUCUGCAACUACCUAAGUGAGAGGUCAUAUACUAUCAUAAUAAUGUAAUAGAACGGAACGGAACAGAACAGAACAGAUAUUUUAUUUGAUAAACACAGAUUACAAAACAAACAUUCUGUAAUAAUAUGAGAACAAUUAUACAGAUAUAUAUAUAAAUACACAUAGAUGGACACGCCGGAUAAAAUAACAUCUCUUAAAAUAUAGGCGUUUCUGCAGACAUUGUUUCCCCUCCACGAUGCUGUUGCUGUUUGGAAAUGUGCUACUGUUUUGGUAUAAUCUCAUGUUGUUAACGGCUAUUUUAUCCGUUUAGAUACUUUAAAAAUUGUGUUAUAUACACCAUACAAUAUUACAGUAAUAUGGGUCAAUUGCAGGACAUCCAAAAUUGACGGCAAAAAUAAUUAAUACAUUAUGUAAAUUUCUACAUAAUUUAAUUCAGUGACAUGUUAUAAAUUUUGUCUACGUUAUUUAAGCUACUUUCGAGGAAAAUGUCAACACCGAAAAUAAUUAUAGAAGUCCUUGAAUGAUUCAGGCUACAAAAAUGAAAGGACACAAGUGAAGUAUAGAAAACUAUGAUUCUUGAGCGAGCCCAUGUUCACGUCAAUCCAGCUUAUCAAACAUGUUGACGCUAUAUAUAACACUAUGUUUGAUUUUCUUCCUUAAUCGAGCCAUUGAAGCGCAGACAUGCAAGUCGGACUAUCCGGUUGCAUACAUGUGCCAAAGCAGCACAGUGCAAGGACCAGGUGUCAGACUCGACGUUUCGACCGCAGCAACAUCCGGUUACAACAGCUGCACGUGCAGGGUGACUUCAAACACAACAGGAUUUACAGUAGAUUUUGAGGACAACCCUAACGCUACUGACUGUGGGGCUCAACUUGAUUUAUCAUUCGACGACUUAGGUAUUCAGCUCAAAUGCGGGGUUCCGGCUCAGGGGCAGACUACAACAGGGAUUUCGGCCAAUGUCACUUUUACUAGGGAUCCAGAUGUUACAAACAUAGAUUCGGGUUAUUGCCUGUCUUUCCAUGCAAAUAGAUCCGACAUAGAGCUGACGUUAACAUGUGUGGUCAAUGACAAAACAAGCUCAAGUAGUUCACCUGUUACAACAACGUCACCAAUACACACCAGUGUUCAGACUUCAAGUAGUGACACAUCCAUAACCAUUUCUUCAUCGGAUUCGACUGGGAUUACAACAGGUUCAACCAAAAUAGUUGAGACUUCUACAUCUUUGACAACUUCUGACACACCAACAACUGUUCAAACAUCUACUUCUCAAGUUUCAUCGACAUUUUCAGAUAUUUCAACAACAACCUUUUCUCUAACUUCAACAACACAAGCAAUGUCUACAACUAUACAAAUUUCAAAUGAUACAACACCAUCCUCAGUCACCGUUAAUACAACUUUAUCACUUAACAGCAAUACUGAAAGUGCGUUUACUACAGCACACAACAACGCAACCCAAGUCGCUUCAACUACAUUAAAUCCAGCGGAACAUACAACGGAAACAAGUACAGAAUCAACUCAAAUGUCAACUUCUACUAAUAAUGUAGAUCUAACAGACCCAGUAACAACAACAAACAAUGACUUCACAUCGACAAAACACAAAAAUGUUACAACAGUAUCUAUAUUGAACAACACAUCGACAACAAGUACACCAAAUACAACCUCGACUCUUCUUCCAGAUGUUUCUUCAUCCGGUGCUACAAAGUAUACAGGUUUUGAAAAUAGCACAACAACACCCAUAAACAGUACAGUGUCACCUACACAGGGAAAUGACACUUUUGCAACGUCUACAACAGUAUCUAUGACAGAAGCAUCAAGUGACAAUACAACCACUUCAGCAUAUAACACAACAACAGUAUCGCCUAACAUUACAACUCUUGUACCAAAACAAUCAACCGAUGAUAAUUCAAACAUCACUUCAACAAACAAAACAUACACAACAGGCCACACAAAUACCCCUACAACAGAAGCGUAUAGAAACAGUACGAUAGAAACAAACACGACCGAUUUUGUGAAUACAACUUAUGCACCGAACGUUACGCAGACAACAGAACAGACAAAUACUACAACAGGUGCUUACAGUAACCACACAGUGGAAACAAACACAACUGAUUUCGUGAAUACAACUAAUGCACCGAACGUUACACAGACAACAGAAAAGAUAAAUUCCACAACAACAGAAGCUUUUAGUAACCAUACUAUGGGAUCUAAUUCAACUGAUUCAGUGAAUACUACAUCUGGACCGAAUCUGACUACAGAACAGACAAACACUACAACAACAGAAACUUUCAGUACCCACACCAUGGAAACAAAUACGACUUAUUUGCUGAAUACAACAAAUGCACCGAACGUUACGCAGACAACAGGACAGACAAACAUUACAACAACAGAAGCAUAUAGGAACCACACGAUAGAAACAAACACAACCGAUUCAGUGAAUACAACAGCUGACCCGAUGCAGACAACGGAACAGACAAAUGUAACAACAACAACAACAGAAUUUUAUAAUGAAACCGUUAUUAGUAACACAACCAUUGACACUAAUGAUACAAUGAGUACCAAUGCAACUGCUAAACCAGAGAAAACGACAAAGGGAUUUUGGGAGCCGCCAUAUCAGGAUUAUGAUGUUCCUUCGAGAUCAAAAAAUAUUAUAACAAUACUUGUACCUGUCGCUGGGGUGUUGCUGCUAGUCUUUAUAGCUGUUGUCGUCUAUAUCAUGUGUAAAAGAUCGAGAGAUGCUAAAAGGAAGACAAGGGUUCCAAAUAGCAAGAACAAAGCCAACAGAAACGCUAAUGUAGCAAGAAGAGGGAAUAUGGAACAGAAUAAAAGCGAAAACAAUGAAAAACCUGAAAAUCCUGCGGAUAUAUUCACCACUCAAAGCAUUGGAAAAUAUCCGGCAAAGUAUAAAACUAAAAACGAGACUAAAGAAACCAAUAAGAACAAUUUGAUAAGUAAUAAAGAAGAAGAAAACAUUCUUAGAGAAAAAUUCAAUAAUACGCUAAAUGGGAGCACCUUAUCCGAUACUACACAACCAAAGCAUUAUGAACCUUCUGAAAGAGAAAAGGACCUCAUGGGUCACCUUGAACUUUCAUCAAUUGUAAUAGAAAGCGACCCAAAUGAUCCAAAUAGAUAUUUCAAGAAAAAUGACCCUGGUGAUUGGUACAGGGUUAUUAUGAAGGGUAAGAAACCACGUGACUCAAAUACAACAGAUGAUAAAAGAAUUAAAUCAAGGAAACAGAAAAGUAAGAGCAGUAGUAGUGAAAACGAAUCAGGAGAAUCAAAACAUAGACGAAAGAAACGUAGGGAAAGAAAUGACAGAGCUCAAAGUGACUUUGGUUUAGGUGAUUCCAGAAACAGAAAGACAAACAACAGACAUUCAAGUUCGGACAGUUUUGAUAGAACGUUAAGUGAAGAUGAAACUGGAAUGAUGGCAUCGAUGAACUCAAGCCAGCCAAGACAGGUCGUUAGUAAACCUGACGAUAAAAAGGAAACGAUGCACAAUGAACCGCACCUUACAAAUCAGCCGAGGCAAGUAUUCAGUUCACCAGCAAAUGUAACAGAAAUUAACGCAGAACCUGUUAAAACGAGAAUGGUUGUCAGUAAGCCAAGCAAUAUAACAAUGCCCUCACCACAACCAUGGAAUAAUUCUAAAGGUACCGUUAUGCAGGUAAACAACAGACCCGGGGACCAGGUAAAAGGCAACCAUUUGAACAGAGAAACUUCUACAUCAUCUUCUUCUAGCGACACAUUCUCAAACACAAAUCCACAGAGAAACACUCCAUUACGCUCAAGUCAAACAAGAAAUAAUUUGUUUGGCUCUGGCUCAAAACUGAAUUCUCAAAAUGCCUCUAAAGAAAACGAAGGGGACACAAAACUGGAGGUUAAACGUCCAGACAUUGUGCCACCAUUAAAUUUAACUAAUACGGGUGACAAAGUUGGGAGAACAGAGGAUGGAUUCGAGGAAUUUCUUCUAAGUGAGUGUUAGCGUGUUAGGUGAUUUUCUGAGCAAGUAUAAAUAUCUAUUUAUCUAAUAUUUUAUGUCUGACACGUGUAUCUUGUGAUAAAGUUACAUGUGACAAUCUCAGCGAAUGUUGACAAUUGAAAGCCGCGGUUGAUCCGAAAGAUCAUUUGCAAUUAGUGUUGGGUCUUUUUGUUCAGGGUUCUACUUUAUCAAGGCACAAGACUAGUUUCUUUGAAUGUAACAGGAUGUAAUGUCAUGAAUACUGAAUUAAAAAGAAAAAGAACAGCCUACAGUAACUGAUAUAGCACUUAGUACUGUGUAACAAUGAAAAUGGAAGAGACAAAUGUAAAUAGAUUUUUUUUUCAUUUGGUGUUCCACGGAAUACAUUCCUUUGCCUUCGCUUCAUGCAUUGAAGAAUAAAUUGAUAGCUGAAAAUACAUGGAUUGGAGCUUUUAGUGUGCAUGUAGACAAAAGAAGUUGUUGUUAAACACAUGUGUUGAUCAAAUUCAGUUAAGAUAACAUGUACAUGUAAUCUAUACUUUUUGACAUACCGACCAUAUUAUGUAAAUUAUUGUUCUCACUAUUUUCUUUUUUUUUUCUAUGCUAUAACGCUAUUUUGAUAACGACUACUCGAGUUUCUAUAAUGACAACUGUAUUUAACUGCCUGAAAUAAUUUGACUACUGCGGAAUAUUUACCUUUUAUUUUAUUUAUUUAUUAAUUUCCUGUGAUUGUUUUCUUUUAUGGUACAUGUUUUUUUCUGUACGUUACUAAUUCUAGUAUUAUUGCUUGUGUUCAGCAGAAUGAACCAGUACGUGAUUCACUGGGUAAAUGAUUGGACCAGUAUGUGACCGAACCCGUAUAUGGGUGGACCAUUGUGAUUGGACCAUUAUGUGAUUGAACCCGUAUAUGGGUGAACCAUUGUGAUUUGAACCAUUAUGUGAUUGAACCACUGUGAUUCUCUAAUCUCUAUUCCGUCCAGUUCUUCUUGUUGGUGCUAUACUUGUAAAUAAGAUGAUGUCUAUUUAUAAAAUAAAUUCUAUUUACACAAGACUGA